AUGGCAGUCGAUCUCCUUGCCAUCUGGGAGUCCACCAAGACAAGACUGGACCGCUACGGAGGACAGAUCAAGCAGCUGAUGAAGGACGAAGCUUGUGCUGAAGGCGAGCUCGAAGCCGUCGCUGAGCGUCGUAAGACCAUAGCUACGGAUCUUGCGGUACUCAAGCAGAAACGGGCAGAUCUUGAGGUGGCGAUGCAGCUGCCUGAGAUGAAACGAGAAAAUGGUGACUUAGUUUCAGGCGCGGACAAAUCCGGUGUUCGUGUGCCAGAAGUGGCCACUGUUCAAGCUGCAGGGGCUCAAAGCAGUGACGAGCAUCAAGAGACUUUUCCGGUUGGUGUCGUGCCUGCGAAGGAUGCGACCAACACUCCUCAGCAUACAAUCAGCGUUCGUCAGCAAGGAAGCAUUGCCCCUCAGCAUGAUGAUAAAGCUCCUCAGCAUGGUGACCAAGCUCCCCAGCGUGGAAGCAGCGGGCCUCAACGUACCGGUGGCACACUUCGACAUGAUCCUACCUCCCCGCCAGAAGACGAUGGUGAUGCGGACUUCGCGGCCAUGGACAAGCGCACAGCUACGAAGCCACAAUCAUCAAAGCGCGGGCGCUCUGAGUCGCCAGACCCUAAAGACACAAUCACGGCGAAGCCAAGAAACUUGCAAAUCACGGGAAAGGAUAGACAGCCCGGUUCAAGCAACACAAAGCAUUUCGAAGGCAUCGUUCCAGACUUCCCGACCAUUGUUCGAAAUAGAAACGGCCGAUGGGUGGAGCUUCGCUGUCAUGUCUGUGGCGAAAACCUUGUUUAA
Molecule: messenger RNA, 795 nt
Organism: Recurvomyces mirabilis
Lineage: Eukaryota; Fungi; Ascomycota; Dothideomycetes; Mycosphaerellales; Teratosphaeriaceae
Exons: 2
Coding region: 1-795 (264 amino acids)
Source: RefSeq, a predicted model, not a curated record